Molecule: messenger RNA, 1419 nt
Organism: Puntigrus tetrazona (Sumatra barb)
Lineage: Eukaryota; Metazoa; Chordata; Actinopteri; Cypriniformes; Cyprinidae
Gene: cthrc1a
Product: collagen triple helix repeat containing 1a
Exons: 4
Coding region: 245-943 (232 amino acids)
Source: RefSeq, a predicted model, not a curated record
ACCGUUGUAGAGCUCCUCAGGGCUGCUUUUCAUUAGUAAUUCAGGUAUCAGUCGUCGACACCGAGGGGCACGCCCCGUCUGCCGCGACAAAGAGCGGUCCCGGGGUUUGAAUGCGGCUCUGUGGCGGAUUGAUCGUCUCCGGCCCCCUGCAGGAGACUCCAGACUCUGCUUCAGUGAGGAGACGGUUAUUAACGGCAGCAGUUGAUCUGAGCGGAGCCGUGCUGAGAGCCGCUGCGGUCGAGCGAUGAGGGCCACUAAACUGACACCACUCCUGCUUUGCUUUUGGAUAACUUUGCCGUUCUGUAUCACGGAGAAGGUCAAAGAAAGGGGCGCCCGGCAAAAAGACGCGGAGUUCACCGACAAGUACCAGACGUGCAUGCAGGGCGUACCUGGAGUGCAGGGCAGGGAUGGGAACCCGGGGAUAAACGGCAUUCCAGGGACCCCGGGGAUCCCCGGGAGAGACGGACUUAAGGGCGAGAAGGGAGAGUGUGUGAGCGAGAGGUUUGAGGAUCCCUGGAAACCCAACAUCAAACAGUGCGCCUGGAACUCUUUAAACUACGGCAUUGAUCUGGGAAAGAUAGCCGAGUGCACGUUCACCAAGCAGCGGUCGGACAGCGCUCUGCGCGUGCUCUUCAGCGGCUCUCUCAGGCUCAAGUGUAAGACGGCCUGCUGCCAGCGCUGGUACUUCACCUUCAACGGGGCUGAAUGCACCGGACCGCUGCCCAUAGAGUCCAUCAUUUACCUGGACCAGGGCAGCCCUGAACUCAACUCCACCAUCAACAUGCACAGGACCUCCACAGUGGAGGGGCUCUGUGACGGGAUCCAGGCCGGGCUGGUGGAUGUUGGGAUCUGGGUGGGCACAUGUGCUGAUUAUCCUCGAGGAGACGCAUCGACCGGCUGGAACUCUGUCUCCCGGGUGAUCAUCGAGGAGCUUCCCAAAUGAGCUUCAGCACGGUCUUCAUCACCAUGGCAAUAGCGCUCCUGUCUCAGAGAGGACCUUCCUCACAGACACGGGACACAUUAAAGCUAAUAGAGUGGCUCUGAGUCUGUGCAGCUCUCAUGUUGUGUCAGAUUAUUAUUCUCAUUGUGAAAGCUGAGGAUCAUAAAAGUACAGUGAAUUACAAAAUAGAAGCACCGUGUUUGUACUACGGCUUUUUGGACACUACCGUAAUCAUAUUUUUGAGGAAAGAAAAGUAGCUUGUACGAUACGAGGAUACGAGGUCAUCCCUGUAUAACGCUACCGCCAUUUUAAGGAGAGUCCAACAAAGACGCUGUAUUUAUUUAGUGGCUCUUCAUUUUGUGCCUUGAUGACUAAAACUCAUAUUUCUGUAUCGAUUGUUUUGCUUUUUUUUAUUACCUAUAACGAUGAAGAAAAGUCAGGUCCAGUUUCACCUCACGAAUAAAAAUGUACUGUGAAAA